AUGAAUACGGCUCUGUUCUUAGAUAAGCAAAUAAUGGAUCUCAUGAACGACAAUAAUUCACAAGACGGCGGCGAUCACCAGAAGCACCGUAUCGGCGAUAAUGGCCUGGAGUCGAAGAAGGAAGCGAUCUUUCCUAGCUAUGAUUUUCAACCUAUUCGACCUAAUACCACCGUCGGAUUAUCUCACUCCGCUUUAGAUCUCGCCGGAUCUGUUAACUCCACGGCGUCUAGGGUUUGGGCUUCUGAUUUGCAACCGAUUUCAACUUCAUCAGCAAGAAGUUAUGACUCUCUUGAACCUUCGAAAUUGUUUGCUGAGAAGGAUCGGAAUGUCUCUGAGUCAGCGAUUAUAUCUGCGAUCGAUCGGACAAUGAAGACACAUGCUGAUAACUUGCUACAUGCUAUGGAAAGUGUUAGCGCUCGUCUAACGCAGCUUGAGACCAGAACCCGGAAUCUCGAAAACCUGGUAGAUGAUGUGAAAGUCUCUGUUGGGAACAGUCACGGAAACACUGAUGGCAAAAUGAGACAGCUUGAAAACAUCUUGUUAGAGGUGCAAAGCGGUGUACAGUUGUUGAAGGACAAACAAGAAAUAGCUGAAGCGCAGCUUCAGCUUUCGAAGCUUCAAGUGUCAACGGUAAACCAGCAGCCCGAGAUGCACUCUACACAUGUUAAACCUACUGCUCAACCGCCCGCAUCACUGCCUCAGCCAUCAGCUUCUGCUACAGCUCCCCCUUCUCUGCCUCAGCAGAGCCUCCCGCCAGUACAAUAUAUCCAACCGCCUGCCUCACAGCACAGUCUCCCGCCACCUUCAUCACAACUGUCUCAGCUUCCCAGCCAGUUUGCUCCCCAACAAGAGCCUUAUUUCCCUCCGCCUGGUCAGUCCCAGCCGCCUCCGGCAAACCAGCCUCCUUAUCAAGCUCCUCCUCCUCCAAUCCAGUCACUGCAUCAACCACCUUACCAGUCACCACCUCAACAGCCACAAUACCCUCAACAACCACCUCCUCAACUUCAACAGUCAUCUUCGGGUGGCUUUAACCCGGAGGACCGACCAUACCCUCCACAAUCUUACCCGCCAAACCCUCCUCGUCAACUACCUUCUCAUCCGCCUCCUGGUACUGCCCCACCUCAACAGUACUUCAAAGGCCCUCCAAUGCCACCAUCAAUGUACGAUGUAUCAGGUGGUAGAUCCAAUUCAGGUUUCCCUUCCGGGUACUCUCCUGAACCGUACCCAUAUACCGGUCAAUCUUCUUCACAGUUUGGAAACUCCGAAACCCUGAAACCGCCACAUCAGAGUGGAAGUGGAUCUGGUUAUCCGCAACUCCCAAUGGCACGCCCACUACCACCACAAGCUCUACAGAUGGCAUCAGCCAUCAGCAGCGGUGGAAGUGGUGGCUCGGAUUCCCCAAGAUCCGGAAGCAGAGUCCCAGUCGAUGAUGUCAUCGACAAGGUGAGCAGCAUGGGAUUUUCGAGGGACCAAGUGAGAGGAACAGUGAGGACAUUGACUGAGAAUGGUCAAGCCGUUGACCUGAAUAUAGUUUUAGAUAAGCUGAUGAAUGGAGAUAGAGGAGCUCUGCAGCAGCAGCAACAACCACCAAGAGGUUGGUAUGGUGGUCGUUAG
Arabis nemorensis is the source of this 1614-nucleotide messenger RNA. Lineage: Eukaryota; Viridiplantae; Streptophyta; Magnoliopsida; Brassicales; Brassicaceae. The record is from the annotation of a GenBank genome assembly.